GACAACACACGCAACACAAAGCCGCUCUCUUCUGAGAGAGAGAGAGAGAGGAGGUGCGAGAGAGCUACGACUGCUUCCUUCUUGACCUUUCCGCGAGAGAGCUGUCGAAGGGAGCGAACGAGGAGGAGGAGAAAGAGAAGUUACUCGUCAGAAAAGGAAAGAGAAAGAGAGGGUUCUCGAUCUACACAUAUUGAAGUAGUUCUUUCAAGUCUCCCCUGCGCUUUCGUCUCCGUAGAUCUCUUCGUCGGCCCGGGCCACCUCUUUUCGCUUUGGAGUUGGAUCGUAAUUUGGUUGAGGGAACUUUCAGCCUUGGGUUGUCCAUAAUCGUUGAGGUAUACAAGUCUGGUUGCGGGAGCUGAUGAUAAAGAAGGCAUAAUGUCGUAACAAGAAGAGGAAGAUGAAAAUGCCUCAUGCAUGGUAUUUAGGCAAUGGGAAUGUGCAGAUCAUGCCGGUUCAACGACACAGACCAACUUCAAGGAGGCCUCAUUGGAUCAUCAUCUUGAUAUGUUUGGUGUGUGUCUCUUUGAUUGGGGCAUAUGUCUAUCCACCUCACCGAUAUUCAGCUUGCUACAUUUUUGCUUCAAGCAUUUGUAGUCCUUUUACGGAUUGGGUACCUCCUGUAGCCCAUGUUCUUACCGAUGAUGAGUUUGCUUCCCAUGUUUUGAUUAACGACAUUCUUUCUGCGCCAUAUAAAGAGCCGAAGAAUCCAAAAAUAGCUUUCAUGUUCUUGACUCCUGGUUCACUGCCUUUCGAGAAGCUCUGGGAGAAAUUCUUUUUGGGCCAUGAGGGGAGAUUCUCCAUCUAUGUACAUGCAUCACGAGAGAAGCCAGAUCAUGUUAGUCCUUUGUUUGUUGGCCGGGACAUUCAAAGUGGGAAGGUUGUGUGGGGAAAGAUUUCUAUGGUCGAUGCAGAGAGGAGACUCCUAGCAAAUGCACUCCAAGAUCCUGAUAAUCAGCAUUUUGUUUUGCUCUCUGACAGCUGUGUUCCCCUGCAUAACUUUGACUAUGUCUACAACUAUCUUAUGGGAACAAAUGUCAGUUUUAUUGACUGCUUCUGGGAUCCUGGCCCACAUGGAAAUGCCAGGUACACCGAGCAUAUGUUGCCUGAGAUUGAAGAGAAGGACUUCAGGAAGGGUUCACAGUGGUUCUCAAUGAAGCGGCGACAUGCUUUAAUAGUGCUGGCAGACAGCCUUUACUAUACAAAAUUCAAGCUCUAUUGCAAGCCAGGUUUUGAUAGUCGCAACUGCUAUGCUGAUGAACACUAUCUUCCAACUCUAUUGAGUACAGGACAUUUCGACAUCCUGCAGAUGGUGGAUCCUACCGGAAUUGCCAAUUGGUCGGUAACGCAUGUUGAUUGGUCUGAAGGAAAGUGGCAUCCAAAAGCAUAUCGAGCACAAGAUGUCACUUUUGAGAUCCUGAAGAACAUUUCAUCUAUUGAUGAGAGUUACCAUGUCACCAGUGAUGAAAAGAAAGUGGUGACUGUGAAACCUUGUUUGUGGAAUGGAAUGAAGAGACCUUGCUACUUGUUUGCUAGGAAAUUUUAUCCUGAAGCUCUUCACAACCUGAUGCAGUUGUUCUCUAAUUACACCCUCAUAUGAGACACAUCAGCAUGAACACCAUUGUUUGGUCUGGUUGUGCCUCCUGACAUCACAUUGUUGAGUCAUUUGCUCCAUGAAAUCCCUGCCAAUUCUUGAACUCAAGCCACCUCAUGUAGCAGCAGAAGAUUGUCGGAGGCAAUCGGGAUGACUUGAAUCUAUGUUUCUCUCUAAGUAUGGAUGAGGUGGAUACUACUUUAUUUGAUGGUGCACUCCACCCAGUACUGGUCUUCUCUCUGUUUUGUGUUUUCCUGGUUAUUUGAUCUCUUGAGCAGCAAAAUUUUGUUAGUCCAUUUAACUUUAUAGAGUGCUCAAUUCUUUUGUAGAGAGAGAGAGAGAGAGAGAGAGAGAGAGAGAGAGAGAUUAUAAAACACUUUCUUUGUGAAGUCUUUAUGGCAAAUCUCUUAUUUUUUUUUGAAAGAAAA
Molecule: messenger RNA, 2019 nt
Organism: Musa acuminata subsp. malaccensis (wild Malaysian banana)
Lineage: Eukaryota; Viridiplantae; Streptophyta; Magnoliopsida; Zingiberales; Musaceae
Source: RefSeq, a predicted model, not a curated record